UCCACGCUGCGAUGGACCAAAGCGCGAGCCUGCGCGCAUUGCUGUUGCGCUAUGUGCAGGCCUUCAACGUCCAGGCCUCGCAGACGGCCUUGGCCAACGGUCUGGGAAAGAUCGAGGAGCGCCUGGCGCGCUGGAUCCUGAUGUGGAGCGACCGGUUGCGCAGCGACGUGCUGCCCAUCACCCACGAGUUCCUGGCCCUGCUCCUCGGCAUCCGCCGACCGAGCGCUACGGUUGCGUUGCACAUCCUGGAGGGAAAGCAGCUCAUCCGCUCGAUGCGCGGCGCGGUCCAGGUGCUCGAUCGCUGCGGCCUCGAAAAGACAGCGCAAGGCUUCUACGGCGUGCCUGA
This is a messenger RNA of Ostertagia ostertagi, 346 nucleotides long. The record is from the annotation of a GenBank genome assembly. NCBI's taxonomy places the organism in Eukaryota, Metazoa, Nematoda, Chromadorea, Rhabditida, Trichostrongylidae.